AUGGGCUGGAUUCCUUGGUCUUCCGGCGACCCUAACAAAGCUUCCGAUGGCGGCCGCAUCGCCCCAGACCGCAGCAGUCGCGCGCGCUGCUGGGAAGCCCGUGAUCUGUUCUUCAGCUGCUUAGAUCGGAAUGAUAUUCUGGAUGGAAUUAAGAAUGACAAGGAAGCUCGGCAAAAAUGUGGAAAGGAGGUUGCUGAGUUCGAAGCGGCUUGUUCUCAAACAUGGGUCAAGUACUUCAAGGAAAAGCGCGUGAUGGAAUACAACCGGGAUCGAACCAUCCAGCGCAUCAAGGCUGAAGAUGCCGCGAAGGUGGAGGAGCUCAAGUCUAAAGGCCAGAUACCGAAAUAA
Penicillium chermesinum is the source of this 348-nucleotide messenger RNA. Its product is annotated as cytochrome c oxidase subunit 6B family protein. Gene Ontology annotation, biological process: mitochondrial respiratory chain complex IV assembly. The record is from RefSeq and is a predicted model, not a curated record. Lineage: Eukaryota; Fungi; Ascomycota; Eurotiomycetes; Eurotiales; Aspergillaceae. The coding region runs from base 1 to 348 and encodes 115 amino acids. Gene Ontology annotation, cellular component: respiratory chain complex IV; mitochondrion; mitochondrial intermembrane space. The transcript has 2 exons.